AUGGUGCGGCUCACACGCCGGACUGGCACACAAAAGUCGGCGCAGUCCCAGUCGCAGCUAAACGUCGAAGAGCAGGACGAGCAGGACGAGCUGACGUCUUUCUCUUCCCAGCACCAGGAUAAGCUCCAAGACGAGCCAGGGAGCCGGCUGCCUCGAGCUGCUCGUCGCUCUACGCCAACGAGCGCAGCUCCUCACGACCACCAUCAACAAGAGGUCAUUCAAUGUGACAUGGAAGCUGAAGCCGAAGCCGAAGCCGAGGUCGAAGCCGAAGCCUACGAUGCUCAUCUGCCACCGUCUUCCACAUUCGCUGCACAAAGCGAGGAUGAUCACAUCAAGAUCAUGCUCGCCACCGACAACCACAUUGGCUACAUGGAGCGAGAUCCCGUCCGUGGUCAAGACUCUAUCCGCACGUUUGAGGAGAUCCUCCAGCUUGCGGUCCAGCACGACGUCGACCUAAUCCUGCUGGGUGGCGAUCUCUUUCACGAGAACAAGCCCAGUCGCGACACACUUCAUCAGACCAUGGCACUGUUGCGCCAGUAUACGCUCGGAGACAAGCCCAUUUCGGUCGAGCUGCUCAGCGAUCCCAACGAUGGAGCUUUGCCCGGCAAGCGCUUCCCCGCCAUCAACUACGAAGAUCCGAAUCUCAACGUGGCAAUUCCCGUAUUUUCGAUCCACGGCAAUCACGACGAUCCACAAGGUGUCGGAGAGACGGGCGCGUUAUCGGCACUCGACCUGCUGUCUGUUUCUGGCCUCAUCAACUACUUUGGAAAAAUCGAGCUUCCCUCCGACGACGCGGCUGCAGGUGCGCCAGCUGCGAGAACGGCGAGAGGCGGUGCAUUCCAAGAAAAGGGCAUCCGCAUCAAACCUGUGCUGUUGCAAAAAGGUGAGACCAGACUCGCUCUCUACGGUAUGGGAAACAUCAAGGACGAGCGCAUGCACUUUGAACUUCGCGCUAACCGCGUCAGGAUGUAUCGGCCACAGGAAGAACCUGACUCGUGGUUCAACAUUCUCUGUGUCCACCAGAAUCGAGUUGCGCACAAUCCCAAGGCAUGUGUGCCCGAGACCAUGUUUGACGACUCGGUCCACCUCGUCGUGUGGGGCCACGAGCACCAACAAAUGAUUCAGCCGCAAAGCGUGAUCGAGAAGAGGUACCACAUCACGCAGCCGGGCAGCAGUAUUGCUACGAGUCUCAGCCAGGGCGAGACGGUGGAAAAGUGUGUUGCCAUCGUCCAUGUGGAAAAGACCGACUUCCUGAUCGAGCCCAUCCCCUUGCAGACGGUGCGACCGUUUGUGAUGGAUGACAUGGUGCUGUCUGAGGAGCUGUACGACGCAGGCCUGUCGUCCGAACGCGGCGAUGUUAUCAAACUUUUGCGCAAGAGGGUCGAUGGCCUCAUUGCGCGAGCCAAGCGCGAAUUCCAAGAGCGAUACCCGCGACGCGAGAUGCCUCUGCCGCUCGUUCGAUUGCGCGUCGAGUACACGAAUCAGGAGAUCAGCAAUCCGCAACGUUUCGGCCAGGAGUUUGCCGGAAAAGUGGCAAAUCCGAAAGAAGUGCUGCAGUUUACCAAGCGUAAGAAUUUGAGAAGUGGACGUCGCGACCAGGACGAGAGCGCCAACGGACCAAGCGCCUACGUCGAUGUGGAAGAGGAAGGCCUGCUGCCGGUCGAACGGCUUGAAAAAGUCGAUGUGGGCAAGCUCGUACAGGAAUACCUUCAAGCGCAGAACCUGGAUAUCCUCAAUCCGGAAGGUCUUGAAGGCGCCGUGCUCAACUUUGUGGAGAAGGACGACAGGGAAGCCAUCGACAGCUUUGUCACCAAGAUGCUCAAGAACACGGUCAAAGGGCUCGUCACGAUCGAUCCGGAAGAGUCGCGGAUCGACGGCGAGCUGGAGAGGUUGAGACAGCAGCAGCAGCAACAGCGACGAGAGAUGGAGCUCGACAUGGAGGAGGCGGAUCAAGCGAGGAGAAAUGCAGCAAGAGGAAACGAGUCGGAUGACUCGAUGAUGGAUGACCUCGAACGGCCUGCUGUUAAGCCAGCUCGUAGAGCUGAUAGGGCUAGGAAAGCGGCUGCUGCCUACCAGGAUGAUGACGAAGAUCAAGAUGACUUUGACGAUGCAGCAAGCAUUGCCAGCGGCACACGCAGAGUCACGAAUCGACGUGGUGCUGCGUCAACGACCUCGGCCAGCAAAGCAAGAAAGACUGUCGCUGCGCCUCGCGCACCAGCUCGCGCACCAGCUCGCGCACCAGCUCGAACAUCUGCAUCGACGUCACGCGCCGCGGCGCCUGCACCCACCUUUCUCGGUCCAGAAUCAGCCUAUGCGGAGCCGGACGAAGAGUCGGACGUUGCCAUCGACGACGCUUCCACGCCUGCGCCUUCAGCGACGAGAGGCCACGCUAGUGUACUCGACAUGCUGGGCAAGCAAAGCGCUACGUCCAAGACAACCAAAGGACGAGGCAAGACGGUCGCGUCAACAGCAUCCGCAAGGAGCGCGCCCACCAAGCCGACUGCUCAACGGUCACGUCAGCGCCAGCCACAAGAAAGCAUCCAGGCCAGCGAUGACGAUGAAGAUGCCAUCGUGGACGAAGAUGAUGGUGACUUUAUAGAGCCAGAGCAGACGACGACUCGGACUGCUGGGCGACGGGCUGGACGGCGAUAA
Messenger RNA from Mycosarcoma maydis (corn smut), 2652 nucleotides. Its product is annotated as MRX complex nuclease subunit. The transcript has a single exon. Gene Ontology annotation, cellular component: nucleus; Mre11 complex. The record is from RefSeq and is a predicted model, not a curated record. Bases 1 to 2652 code for a protein of 883 amino acids. Gene Ontology annotation, biological process: telomere maintenance; mitotic G2 DNA damage checkpoint signaling; mitotic intra-S DNA damage checkpoint signaling. Gene Ontology annotation, molecular function: endonuclease activity; manganese ion binding. Lineage: Eukaryota; Fungi; Basidiomycota; Ustilaginomycetes; Ustilaginales.